CAGUCCCUGCUUCAAUUCUUCGAUCACCAUCACUGAGACCACAUCCCACAACACUCCAAACUUCACUUCUUUGAUCACCACCACCGAGACCACAUCCGGCAGUACUCCCAGUUUCACUUCUUUGAUCACCACCACUGAGACCCCCUCACAUAGUACUCCCAGAUUCACUUCUUUGAUCACUACCACUGAUACCACUUUACCCAGUACUCCCUGCUUCACUUCUUCAAUCACCACCAUCGAGACCAGCUCCCACAGUACACCCAGCUACACUUCUUCGAUCACCAUCACUGAGACCACAUCCCACAACACUCCAAACUUCGCUUCUUUGAUCACCACCAUCGAGACCACAUCCGGCAGUACUCCCAGUUUCACUUCUUCAAUCACCACCACUGAGACCCCCUCACAUAGUACUCCCAGCUUCACUUCUUCGAUCACCACCACCGAGACCAUAUCCCACAUCACUCCAAGCUUCUCUUCUAAGAUCACCACGACUGAGACCACCUCCCAGAGCACUCCCAGCUUCACUUCUUCGAUCACCACCACCGAAACCAUCUCACAGAGUACUCCCAGCUUCACUUCUUUUUUCACCACCACCGAGACCACAUCCCACAGUACUCCCACCUUCACUUCUUUGAUCACCACCAACGAGACCUCCUCACACAGUACUCCCAGCUUCACUUCUUCAAUCGCCACGACCGAGACCACCUCCCACAGUACUCCCAGCUUUACUUCUUCAAUCACCACCACAGAGACCACUUCACACAGUACUCCCAGCUUCACUUCUUCAAUCACCACCACCGACACCACCCUACCCAGUACUGCCAGCUUCACUUCUUCAAUCACCACCACCGAGACCACAUCACACAGCACUCCCAGGUACACGUCCUUGAUCACCAAAACCGAGACCACCUCACAUAGUACUCCCAGCUUCACUUCUUCAAUCACCACUACAGAGACCUCCUCACACAGUACUCCGAGCUUCACUUCUUUGAUCACCAUCACCGAGACCACAUUAAACAGUACUCCCAGCUUCACUUCAUCAAUCACCACCACCGAGACCACCUCACACGGUACACCCAGCUACACUUCUUCAAUCACCACGACCGAGACCACCUCCCACAGUACUCCCAGCUUUACUUCUUCGAUCAUCACCACAGAGACCACUUCGCACAGUAGUACUUCCAGCAUCACUUCUUCAAUCACCACCACCGAGACCACCUCAAACAGCACUGCCAGCUACACUUCUUUUAUCACCACAACCGAUACCACCUCACACAGUAUUCCCAGCUUCACUUCUUCAAUCACCACCACUGAGACCCCCUCACACAGUACUUCCAGCUUCAUUUCUUUGAUCACAACAACAGAGACCACCCCACCCAGUACUCUCAGCAUCACCUCUAUGAUCACCACCACCGAGACUACAUCCCACAGCACUCCCAACUUCACUUCAUUGAUCACUACCAAUGAGACCACCUCCCACAGCACUCCCAGCUUCACCUCUUCUCUCAUCACCACAGAGACCACUUCUCACAGUACUCCCAGCUUCACUUCGUCGAUCACCACCACUGAGACCACCCCACCCAGUACUCCCAGCAUCACCUCUACGAUCACGACCACCGAGACCACAUCCCACAGCACUCCAAGCAUCACUUCUUCAAUCGCCACGACUGAGACCACCUCCCGCAGUACUCCCAGCUUUACUUCUUCAAUCACCACCACAGAGACCACCUCACACAGUACUCCCAACUUCACUUCUUCAAUCACCACCAUGGAGACCCCCACACACAGUACUUCCAGCUUCACUUCUUCGAUAACCACCUCUGAGACCCCACCACACAGUAUUCUCAGCUUCACUUCUUCAAUCACCAUCAACGAGACCACCUCACACAGUACUCCCAGCUAUACUACCUCAAUCACCACUAUACUCCCAGGUACACUACCUCAAUCAUCACCACUGAGACCCCCUCACAGAGUACUCCCAGCUUCACCACCUCAACUACUUCCACCGAAAUCACCUCACACAUACUCCCAGCUUCACUUCUUCAAUCACCACUACCGAGACCACUUCACAGAGUACUCCCAGCGUCACUUCUUCGAUCACCGCUACCGAGACCACUUCACACAGUACUCCCAGUUUCACUUCAUCAAUCACCACCACCGAGACCACCUCAAACAGCACUGCCAGCUAUACUUCUUUUAUCACCACAACCGAGACCACCUCACACAGUAUUCCCAGCUUCACUUCUUCGAUCACCACCACCGAGACCCCCUCACACAUACUCCCAGCUUCAUCUCUUUGAUCACCACCAGGGAGAACACAUCCCACAGUACUAGUACUCCCAGUUUCACUUCUUCGAUCACCACCACUGAGAUCCCCUUACACAGUACUCCCAGCUACAUUACCUCAAUCACCACCACUGAGACUCCCUCACAGAGUACUCCCAGCUUCACUACCUCAAUUACCACCACUGAGACCACCUCACACAGUACUCCCAGCUUCACUUCUUCAAUCAGCACCAGUGAGACCCCCUCACACAGUACUCCCAGCUUCACUUCUUCAAUCACCACCACCGAGACCACCUCAUCCAGUACUCUCACUUUCACUUCUUCAAUCACCACCACCGAGAAUAUCUCACCCAGUGCUCCAAGUUUCCCUUCCUCAAUCACCACCACUGAGACCACC
Mandrillus leucophaeus (drill) is the source of this 2683-nucleotide messenger RNA. Its product is annotated as mucin-3A-like. The record is from RefSeq and is a predicted model, not a curated record. Lineage: Eukaryota; Metazoa; Chordata; Mammalia; Primates; Cercopithecidae.